GCCAGCCGCGGGUCCCCGGGCUCCCCACCCCGCAUGCCCCCGGCCCCGGGCCCCGCUCGGCCGCCGCGAUGGGCAAGGUGCUGUCCAAGAUCUUCGGCAACAAGGAGAUGCGCAUCCUCAUGCUGGGCCUGGACGCGGCCGGCAAGACCACCAUCCUGUACAAGCUGAAGCUGGGCCAGUCGGUGACCACCAUCCCCACGGUGGGCUUCAACGUGGAGACGGUGACGUACAAGAACGUCAAGUUCAACGUGUGGGACGUGGGCGGCCAGGACAAGAUCCGGCCGCUGUGGCGGCACUACUACACGGGCACGCAGGGACUCAUCUUCGUGGUGGACUGCGCCGACCGCGACCGCAUCGACGAGGCGCGCCAGGAGCUGCACCGCAUCAUCAACGACCGCGAGAUGCGCGACGCCAUCAUCCUCAUCUUCGCCAACAAGCAGGACCUGCCCGACGCCAUGAAGCCGCACGAGAUCCAGGAGAAGCUGGGCCUGACGCGCAUCCGGGACCGGAACUGGUACGUGCAGCCCUCGUGCGCCACCACGGGGGACGGACUCUACGAGGGGCUCACGUGGUUGACGUCCAACUACAAGUCCUAAUGAGGCACCCCCCG
This is a messenger RNA of Suncus etruscus (white-toothed pygmy shrew), 610 nucleotides long. It is a transcript of the gene ARF6, whose product is annotated as ADP ribosylation factor 6. Gene Ontology annotation, molecular function: GTPase activity; GTP binding. The transcript has a single exon. Lineage: Eukaryota; Metazoa; Chordata; Mammalia; Eulipotyphla; Soricidae. Gene Ontology annotation, cellular component: cytoplasm. The record is from RefSeq and is a predicted model, not a curated record. The coding region runs from base 69 to 596 and encodes 175 amino acids. Gene Ontology annotation, biological process: vesicle-mediated transport; intracellular protein transport.